AAGACUGAUGGUGCAUUAGAAAAAUCAAAUUAAUUACUUGAAAUUUUAAACUAUAGGUGUCAUGUGUUAUAUUUUAAUCGCUAUUGUUGUGUCGAAGAUAAAAUGAAGUUACAAUAUUUCGUGUUUGGAUAUUUUUUAGCUAUUCUGGCAACAGGUCCAGUUGCUAGUGUGGCAACUUUAUCACAAAGUGCAGUAGACUACAUCGCCGAUAAUUUAGAACUUGAAGUAGCAGUCAGAGAUAAUCUCAAUAAAACUGAUGGCCAUGUUCCUGUUGAUGUACUAUUUCGAAAUGCCGGAAAUGAGACCAUACCCACAGCAUUUUGGAAAAUAUUUUUCUAUAAUCUUUACGGUGUAAGAGUGGAAAAUCUUUCGUGUGGUCUGAAAGUAGAUGAAGUGAACGGAGGGCUCUUUUACUUUGAACCAAUUCCGAACGAGUUUAAAGGAAUAGCGAUCGGAGAAUUCAUAAUUUGUACAUUCUUUAACAAACAUUGGACAGUAGCGAAAACAGACUUUUUCCUAAACUGGUACUUAAGCUCUCACGGGAGCAGACCAAAAAUAAUAAGAAGCACAAAAGAAGAAGGGAAAUUUGUCAAGGACUUUGACACUCCAGCGAAGUGGAAGAGAAGCAAUGACGAUCAAUGGAAUCCAUUCACACCGGAAGAACGGUACGAAAUUUACGAAAGAACCAAUAAACGGAGGAGUAAACACAGAAUUGUUCCAAAGCCACUUCAUGUUACUGAAAAUAAAAAUGAAACAUUUGCCUUUGACAGAAAAAGCUGGGUAAUCAUUCAUUCACGCGAAUUCCCCUUCGAAACGCAAUACUUAUCAGAUAAACUACAAGUACGAAAGGUAAACACCAAAACAAGAAACAGAUACAUUGAAAUAGUCAAAGAAAACACCGGAGAGCAGAAUGAUGAAGCAUAUAUUUUGAAUGUUUCACCAGAAACAAGAACCAUACUAAUAAAGGCUUUGACUCCAAAAGGUGCACUUCAUGGUGUUCAGUCUCUUAUAAGCAUCAUAGAAGGUCAUGAUGGUCCGCUACAUAAACUGGUCAUCAUUGAUAAACCAAGGUUUCGCUAUCGUGGUGUGUUGCUUGACACUGCUAGAAAUCUUAAACCAAAGACCUGGAUAUAUAAAUUCCUGGACAUCAUGUCUAUGUACAAACUUAACAAACUUCAUUUCCACUUAAGCAAUGACGAAGGAUGGAGGAUUGAAAUACCAAAAAUACCAGAACUAACUCAGGUUGGAAGUAAACGAUGUCAUAGCGACAUUAUCGGUGAAUGCUUGAUACCUCAGCUUGGUUCGGGCCCUUUUAGCAACAACACUGGUUCAGGAUUUUAUUCCGUUCAAGAUUAUCGGGACAUUCUUAAGUACGCCAACCAGCGUCACAUUGAAGUGAUACCGGAAAUCGACAUGCCUGCACACAGCUAUGCUGCCAUAACAUCAAUGAAUGCAAGGGAAUCAAAACUUAUUGACAUGAAAAAGAAUGGAAUGAAACACACACCAGAAUCAUACGUUUUGAGUGACCAAAGUGGACCUAGUAAUGUUUAUAGUGCACAGAGGUGGAAGCGGAAUGCUAUGAAUCCUUGCUUGAAUACAACAUAUAGAUUUGUAGAGACUUUGGUAGAUUCCUUGAUAGAAUUGCACAGACCAGUUCAGGCUCUACAAACAUUUCACAUUGGCGGCGAUGAGGUACCCGAAGGAGUUUGGAAUGACUCUGCUGCUUGUCAGAAAUAUUUAUGGAAUCACAACAUAAACACAUUUCAACUCCAAAAAAUGUUUAACAAACGUGUAUCAGAUAUAUUGGCCGAGAAAGGACUCAAUCUUGCAUUAGUAGGUGAAGCUGUCUAUGGCAAGAAUCCUACCAAAAGCGCAUUUUUCAAAAAUAGAAACAUUUUUGCCUAUCGUUGGGAUACCCGUGGAGAAAUUUUAAACACACCGGCCGACUUUGUAGAUGAUGGUUAUCAGGUAAUCUUGAUGCCAGCGACACAUCUAUAUUUUGACAUUACCCAAGAGCCUGAUCCUGAGGAAAGAGGUCUGUUUUGGUCAACACGAUACAUUGACGAGAAAAAGGUUUUUGGAUUUAUGCCCGAAAAUCUGCUGGCUAAUAUAAAUGUGGACCCCAUGGGCAACCCUAUUGACAAAGUUAAACUUUGUAAAGAGAAUAUAUGUCCAAACCAAUCAAAAUCAUACAAUGUCAUCGGAAUCCAGGCAAGUAUUUGGGCUGAAUUGAUGAGAAAUGAAGAACAGUUUCAUUAUAUGGCAUUUCCAAGAGUUCUUGUGAUGGCAGAACGCGCAUGGCAUAAGGCUCCGUGGGAAGAUAUAAAUGAUGAAAAACAAAGAGACAAACUAAAGGAAAAUGACUGGGACGAAUUUGUUCAAACACUCGGUUUUAAAGAACUACCAAGACUUGAAAACAGAGGAAUACUUCAUAGAGUUCAACCACCUGGCGCAAGACUAGAAGCUUGUGUUCUGAAGGCCAAUAGUAUGUAUCCUAACCACAUAAUAGAAACAAGUUUAGACAAAGGGCGAACAUGGGUUCAAUUUUGCGACAUGACACUGCAAGUCGGAUCGCAUUAUGUGCAGCUGAGAACGAGGUCCAUUAUUCUACAAAGAACGAGCAGGCCGAUUUAUAUUAAACUACAGGUAGAUGAGAAACCAGUAACAAAUAUGAAUAAUAGUGAAUGGGGUCAAAACAAAUGUUUAAAAACUGUUACUUUAAUAAGUAACAAUGAAUUUAGUCAGUCUCUAUCCUUUUGUAACACUAAUUGUAAUCAAUGCUAAAAUGUUUGUUUUUUUAUUUGGACUAACAUAUAUUGUAUUGAAUAGAAAACAUAUGGUUAUGUUCUGUCUCAAAAUAAGGAAAGGAAAACGACAUUAUACAACACUUAAGUUAAAAUUACUAUUGAACAGAUUCGAACACUUUGUUUAUUUUUUAUGAAAU
Ruditapes philippinarum (Manila clam) is the source of this 2944-nucleotide messenger RNA. RefSeq names its product beta-hexosaminidase-like. Gene Ontology annotation, cellular component: membrane. Gene Ontology annotation, biological process: ganglioside catabolic process; carbohydrate metabolic process; glycosaminoglycan metabolic process. The coding region runs from base 103 to 2784 and encodes 893 amino acids. NCBI's taxonomy places the organism in Eukaryota, Metazoa, Mollusca, Bivalvia, Venerida, Veneridae. The record is from RefSeq and is a predicted model, not a curated record. The transcript is spliced from 13 exons. Gene Ontology annotation, molecular function: polysaccharide binding; beta-N-acetylhexosaminidase activity.